Diplodia corticola is the source of this 4095-nucleotide messenger RNA. RefSeq lists its product as uncharacterized. Bases 1 to 4095 code for a protein of 1364 amino acids. The record is from RefSeq and is a predicted model, not a curated record. The transcript has a single exon. NCBI's taxonomy places the organism in Eukaryota, Fungi, Ascomycota, Dothideomycetes, Botryosphaeriales, Botryosphaeriaceae.
AUGGCUCCGCCGCCUCGCAGCACACAGCGAACCCCGCAGCACCCCUCAACAAAGGGCAAUUCGCCUGCACCCGCCGUUGCUCCUGCUCUCUCGCCGCCUUGGCCGCCCGCAUCGUUAUUCUACUCACCCACGUCGUUGACAGCCAUCAAUCCCCUCGCUGCCGACUCAACGGCUUUCUGCCACCACGGGACUCAACGUACCCCAUUCGUCGCUGACGUCCGCGCCAAUUGUCAGCACGAGCCACCGCCCAAGAGCCAGCGUCGCCAUCCAAUUGCUUGCACCAUGGGCCUGUUCAAUGGCGUCAAAAGCGCGGUCAGGCGUGUUGGCGGCAAGCGAAUCAAGGAGGCCAACAGGGAGAAGAAGCAGAAAAGAGCAAGUGGCGCAUGCGAGCCGGAAAACGACGGCGGAGGGCUGGCCGAGGAAGAGAAGGCACCGCCACAGCCAGAGCCGUCUGAUAAAGUCGCAGUGAGCCUACAGCCUUACUCGGAAUCAGUUGACGACAACUUCGAGCCAGAGACUGAGGCAGGUCUGGAUCCACAACCAUCAUCAGAGCCGCCACUGCAACUGCCCUUGGACAAGAUGCAAGAUAAGCAACCGCCUCUGCCCCGGCUGCAGACCGACUUUCAGUUCGACAUAAGGUCUGCGUCGGACUCCGAGCCGACAGAAUGUGAUUCUGACUGCGACUGUGGCCUGGAGACAGAUGAAGAGGAUCUUUCGGAGGACGGCCUGAGCCAGAGUCGGGGCCCAGAUUCUCGAGCAGCGCGUCCAGAAAGGCGGAGGAGCGAACUAGGCCGGGAGCAGACCCACGAAUCCGCGUCUCAGGGCGAGACAUCUGUUGAGCCUUACAGGUUUCCUUUCCAAAGCGGGCCAGAGGAUCAGCAAAGCUUCUAUUCUGGCGCGGAUAAGGCUCCCAGCCCCAAGGCGUCCAGCUAUCGUGGCCACGGCCGGGUGGAUUCGCAUGCCUCGCCUAUCGUCGAGGAUCUCCGCCAUAACCCUUCGAUUAGGGCCGAGGUGGUGCGGGAGCGGAAAGUGUCGUGGGACGAGCUUCGAAAGCCCACGUUGCGGUCUCUGAGAAAGCCCCUGCCCCUGGAGCCGCUGCAAUACUACGGUUUCGGAAAGCUUGGUCGCGCCAACAAUCACAAGCCUCUAUUCGCAGCCGCACGACGCAAGCUCAGCGAUGAUCCAAUCAGCCCUACCUCCCAGCCUGAGAAGCAGGACAUGCCAGGGACACCCAAUUCCAGCCCACCUGCCACAAACAGUGCUCCCGGCCCGGACCUUGGCAGUUCACACGACGCCACCGUUUCUGAUACCGAGUCCAGUACAUCGGGCGGCUCGUCGGACGCCGAAUCCGAGAUUUCGGGGUCGGUGCUCGCUGUGGCUCGACGCUCUCAGCAGCCCACUCGCGCAGUCUCGGUGCCUGCAAUGCAGGGACGGCGCGCUGGUCAGGAGCGUGGUGGUUCUUUGAAUACUGUGCGUUCUGCAGAAUGGAUGAAAGGCGGUCCACCAUCGUCCUUCUACCCCAAUCCGGACAGGCCGGCCGGUCCCGCGGGCCUAGACAACCAUAUUGCCGGCUAUUCCUUGCAGCCGCGCUACGGGUCUGCAAGCGUUGGCCAUCUGUUUCAAGGCGGUUCUGCUGCCAAGCGACCACCGGGCCGUCGAAGUAGAGCCAGUCUUCCAGCGGUGCCCAGCUCAGGGGAAAUGGGAUGGCGCAUCGCGAGAUCCAAAGGGGAUAGACGACAGGACGAAUUCAUCAAGCGAGAGGUGGACCAGCUGUUUGAAGAAAGGCGCCGCCAGAAACGAGAAAAGGAAAUAUUCGCGGGCCGUAUCGCUGAGCUUGAAUACGAGAACAGCCGGAUGGCGGCCAACAACGGCGAAAUAUCCCUGAAGAACGGCAAGCUCGAGAAGACGGUUGCGACCAUGUCUACGCGCUUCGUCGAGCAACGCCGCAAAAUGGCGGAGCUGGAGAUGCGCCAGCGGGGGUUGGAGGACUACGAGGCGCGGCUCAAGGACAACGCGCACGGCCUGCUCACUCCGCCUGACACUGCGUCAUCUAGAUCAACGCCGGGGAACCCGGAUCGAGUCAUAGCUUGGGCUGAGACCCUGGCCGACUCGGCCCAGAUCGCCGCCGACAUCCCGGCAGCUCCGGGGGCUUUGCAGAAACACGAGGCUGUGCAUGAUGUUGAUGCAUCGGGCCGGACCCUCGACGAAACCGUCGUCAAUGCUCUCCGCGAACUUUCGAACCCAUCCACCACCAAAUCCUUCUCGGAUUUCUCUGCUUUACAGGACCACCCCCACGACGACUCCCAACCUGAAAUGCCAGUAGCGUGUGUUGCUCAACCGCAGGAUUUCCCUUCAGCGCUCAAAAUGCCAGGAACCAGACUCCGUACUCUCAAGCCUGCAACCCCAAUAUACUCGCAGUCCAACUACUCGGCAGCAACGCUUGGUUCUGAACAACAACCACGCCAUCGACCUGGGCCAGGCCUGGAUGGCGAGCAGGCUCCGAGCAAUCUUCAUGGCAAGGAUGGAUGUCAACGGCUGAGCCCUGCCCCGGUCCCAGUCCCCGCGGCCUCACGCCAGACUUCUCAGUUUUCCCUCAGAUACCACUACGGACGGUCUCGACAGCAACCCAAACAGGUGCAGUUCGACAGAAGUCAGGGCGAGAAGGCGCAAGAACCCAGGAACCUCCCGGCCCCAGCUCCUACCCGAUCGAAGGAUAUCGUGGACAGGCUUGUGAAACAGCAGCAGAGACCAGUCGAUAGACACGUUUCUCCAACGGGCAUCAUCCAGCACCCACCACACCUCAACCAAGUGCUCACGCAGCAGCCAUCAAACCCUUAUCUGCCUGGCCACCCCAACGUUGCGGCAAUGAACAAUUUCCAAACGUUCCAGCCUCAACACCAGGCCCACAACAUGCAUAGCCUCCAAUACUAUCAGCAGCAACAACCGGGCUACUGCGAGAGUCAAGUGACGCCAGCGCAUCAAUGGCACAUGCAAGCUCCACGCCAACAUUCGGCACCCGCGAACGUUCCGCUCAUCCAACACCACCAAAGCCCCCUCCGUCAUGCCUAUUCAUCCAGUCAAAUCCAACCAUCCGUCCACGCAUCAGCCUCGACCGGGGUCCUCGCCCGUGCCCAGCACGCACCCCUCCCGGAACCACUCCGCAAACCAUCCCAGCAAACGCUCCAACCCCCCCGCCCGAGCACAUCCGCCGGCGCUUCACGCCCAACCCUCCAGCCGCCCCGCCCGAGCACCUCCCACGGCCGAUCCCAACCGCCCAUGUCCCGAAGCCUCUACCCUCCCCGCCCGGGCACCAGCCACAGCACGUGCGCCAGCACCUUCGGCAGCAGCACCGUCAUCGCACCACCCCCGCCCCCUCUCCCAACCAUCCCGCAAUUCGCCCAGCAACAACAACAACAACAACAACAACAACAACAACAACAACAACAACAACAACAACAACAACAACAACAACAACAACAACAACAACAACACCUCCCUUACCAACCCCAGGCGCAACCCCUCUCCCUCCCCCAACCACCCCUCCAACGCCACCCGACCGGCGCCGCCACCGCCUUCCCCACCGGCUCCUACCUCCCGUUCCCGCUGCCACCGCACCAACUCCUAGCAGCCGGCGGCCCGACGGCGAGCGCGCGCAGCAACGACACGAGCACGUCGACGCACAGCACCGUGCUCGGCCGCAUGCAGCGCCGGGCGCGGUGCGGGCUCGCCGAGAACGAGCGCGCCAACGCCGAGGAGGCGGCGGCGACGCGGCGGCGGCGGGCUGCCGCUGGCGGACUGAGUGCCGAUCAGCAGCAGCGGCAACAGCAGCAGCGCGGCUCGAAGGGCGUGAAGGCGAAUGCUGGUUUGGCGGGGGGGCAGCAGCAGAGGGAGGGGGAGGCGAAUGGCGUGGUUUGGGGGAGGGAUUUGGUGGAUGAGGGGGUGCAGAGCGCGAAGGAGGAGGCGGCGAGGCUGUGGAGGGAGAGGGAGGAGAGGGAGGAGGUGAGGCGGAGGGAGGCGGAGGAUCGGCGGAUCAGGGGGGAGAUGGAGAGGUUGGUGGCGAGGGAGAAGAUGGAGAAGAUGGGGGUGUUUGCGUAG